GCCCUGAGAGUUGUCAAGGUUUUGAUUGUGGAGUAUCCGAGACGCGAGCAAGGGCGGCUACGGUUACACAAUGCCGAAUAAAACGAAAAAAGACAAGGAGACUCCUAAGUCUGGCAAAGUGGGCAAGAGUGGAGGACAAGAGAAUUCAGAGCAUGAGAGCUCUAACAGGAAGGCUAGCAAUAGUGUUCCUCCCACCACUCAGCUGCUAAAGGGGAAGCAGCCAGGUUCCCAGACACCUGUCAAAAAGGACAAGAGACAGAGCUCCUCUCGCUUCAGCUUGAGCAACAACAGGGAGCUGCAGAAACUGCCUGCUUUUAAAGAUGUUCCCCCUGCAGAGCAGGAGAAGCUGUUCAUCCAGAAGUUGCGGCAGUGCUGCGUCCUCUUCGAUUUUGUUUCAGACCCACUGAGUGAUCUGAAAUGGAAGGAGGUGAAACGGGCGGCGCUAAGCGAGAUGGUGGAGUACAUCACCCACAACAGGAACGUCAUCACAGAACCAAUCUACCCAGAGGUGGUUCACAUGUUUUCUGUGAAUAUGUUUAGGACGUUACCGCCAUCAUCCAACCCCACGGGUGCCGAGUUUGACCCGGAGGAAGAUGAGCCUACGCUAGAGGCAGCGUGGCCACAUCUACAGCUCGUCUAUGAGUUCUUCCUACGGUUUUUAGAGUCUCCUGACUUUCAACCAAACAUAGCCAAAAAGUAUAUUGACCAGAAGUUUGUAAUGCAGCUCUUAGAUCUGUUUGACAGUGAAGACCCCAGGGAAAGAGAUUUUUUAAAGACCACUCUUCAUCGCAUCUAUGGCAAGUUCCUGGGCCUGCGAGCGUACAUUAGGAAACAGAUUAAUAACAUAUUUUAUAGGUUCAUUUAUGAGACUGAACAUCAUAAUGGAAUAGCAGAAUUACUGGAAAUAUUAGGCAGCAUAAUCAAUGGAUUCGCAUUACCAUUGAAAGAAGAGCACAAGAUAUUCCUGCUUAAAGUUCUGCUGCCAUUACACAAAGUCAAGUCUCUUAGUGUAUAUCACCCACAGCUGGCCUACUGUGUGGUACAGUUCUUAGAGAAGGAUAGCACCCUCACAGAACCGACAGUGAUGGCUUUGUUAAAGUAUUGGCCAAAAACCCACAGUCCAAAAGAGGUGAUGUUCCUCAAUGAGCUGGAGGAGAUCCUGGAUGUCAUUGAGCCUUCGGAGUUUGUCAAAGUCAUGGAGCCCCUCUUCAGACAGUUGGCCAAGUGUGUGUCCAGCCCACACUUUCAGGUGGCAGAACGAGCUCUGUACUACUGGAACAAUGAGUACAUCAUGAGUUUGAUCAGUGACAACGCCGCCAAGAUCCUGCCCAUCAUGUUCCCAUCCCUCUACCGCAACUCCAAGACCCACUGGAACAAGACGAUCCACGGGUUGAUCUACAAUGCUCUGAAACUCUUCAUGGAGAUGAACCAGAAACUGUUUGAUGAUUGCACCCAACAGUUCAGGGCAGAGAAAAGCAAAGAGAAAGCCAAAUGGAAAGAGAGAGAAGAAGCAUGGCUGAAGAUUGAGAAUCUUGCAAAGUCAAACCCACAGUUUCUGAUGUACAUUGACUCGGUAGGCUCAGACAGUCCCAUGGACAUGGAGACAGAUGGACCACUGCUAGAUGAUGUCAACAUGCUAAAGAAAACAGUAGUGGAGGAAGCCACACAGAUCCAAAAAGAUCAGCGUAGAGAGCGCCCACUGAUGCGGAGGAAAUCAGAACUCCCCAAGGACAUCUGCACAGUCACAGCCUUGGAGCUGCACCGGAGAGCCGAGGAAAUGCUGACGACGCACGACGGCCACUAAGAGACCACCCCGGACCCACCGUAAACCAGCAGCAUCCACAGAGGAACCACAGGCCCACAGAGGCCAGCACAGCAACAAAUCUCUGGUAUCUCAGUCCAGCCCAGCACAACACAGAACUGAACAGUCCCAACUCCUGACACAGAAAAUGUAACGUGCCCUGAACUUCACCCAAGAUACUGUAGUGUCGUUAUGUCUUUUUCCUCCCUCGCUUUUCUCUUUUGCUGUCCUCGCAAGUCGUGUUUUUUCGGGGUGCUUUGCUGCCCCCUUCUGGUCAUUUCUCUCAGGUGUUCUGUUCUGUGUGUGCGUGCGUGUGUGUGUGUGCGUGUGUGUGAGAGCUGUGAGAGCUGUCUUCUCUUCUUGCCUCUUCUUUAUAGAUGUCAGGUGCUUGUACAAAUAUGAGGCCCCUCCCAACUGUAAUUUCCACAGAGGACUACUCCGGUUUCAUUUUGAGUUGAUGAGAAAAUGUCAGUUGUUUCUAUAUAUUUAAUAUUAGCUAUUUUUUUCUCAUAACAUUUAAAAAAGACAGCUGUUUAUAUUUUUUCCUACAUAUUAUAUUAGGAGCUCCUCUCAAAGUCAGACACGCUUCCUAUCCGUAUAACCGUUCUGUUUGGAGCUUGCUAUUUUUUCUCAGCUCAUUUUCCAUUCGCUGUGAAGAUCCAUUGAUCUUUCUGCUAAUCAGGACAGGGUCAUCUAGGUCUCCCAGUAGAGUGUGUCUCUAUUAAAAGCAUUACAUCACAGUUCUGUUAGUCAAACAGUGCUGGCCUGACAGACGUCAACCAGGUUCCAGGUUUUCCACCUAACAGUUCUUUGUUUCUGUGUAGAAGCCUAGUUUGGUGCCAACUUCUCUCAUUAAUUUAGUUUUACUAAUUAGAAAUUUGUAGGCAAUAAGUUAACACGGGUUGCAUUGUGUGUCGGCAGCUCAAACAAUGGUCAGAUAGUUUUGUUAUUACAUGUUUAGAGUCCAGCCCGGCUUGCUGCGCUGGUUAUAUGAGAGGGGGAUUGUGGGAUUUAUUUUUGGUUGCCCCGUUCAGAUCCAGCCAAUGUAGGAGUGUGUUUAACAUGGUCAUUAGCAUUCAGUACAAGUCGCUGUCAUUCAUGUGAGACUUAUGAGAGGUCAGAGAGAUGUUGUUGCUCGCCUGGGAUUUACACAAUGUUGCUGCGGGUUGAGAGAAGUCGAACAGGGGGCAGAAACUGUGCUGAUAGUGAUCGCUUUUUCUACUCUUCUCAAGCAAGACCCUUUUAUUUAUAAAACACUCGUUCGAGAUUAGACUGCUUCACAGAUGAGGUAUGUUUGGUUUGAAGAGGUCAAACAUAAGCCUUUCUUUUCACAGUGCCUUUUAUAGUCUAAGGGGAUAUUUGCUCAACUGAGAAUCGAGUAGUAGCAUGAACUAAAACGCCAGGUCAGUUUAACAAAAUGAAAUAAAAUGUAACAUUGGUUUCCAAAAACAGAUGCGUUCAAGUCCAUACUUGUCACACUUCCAGCCGCUUGGACUCCUGCGCAUGCCUUGUUGAAGCUACAAAGUCUUUUGUAGUUCUAAGCUAUAGAGGAGAAACAGAGUGGUCGCCCCCAAACCACUUCAGCGAUGAAGCACUUCCUGAUAAAACUUGAAAGAAAAAAGAAACACAACUGAAAAAAAAAAAACAACAACUAGUAAAGAAUUGAAAUCCGUGAUGCUGUCUGUCUUGGUGUGUGGGGAUCACCUCCCCUGGGUGCCUGUCGAUGAGAGCACAGGAGAGGAAAUCACCUCCCAUCGUGACUUUUCCAUUCUGUGCCCCCACUGUCCCAUUCUAGUUAGGAUUUGUACCAUUGUUUGACCCCUUCUGCCCAAACAUGCACACUGGCUGUAACCCUCCGCCCUUUCAGUGAAAAGCUACUACCCUGUAGGGCUUGUUAUUUGGACAUCUGUUUGAUCUGCUUCUGGAUGCUUGCAAGUUCUUUUUGUUUGUGGUUUUUACUCUUCCUUUGCCUGCAGAACCUCCUUGUCAGUGUUUCUACUGAAUGUGCAAAUUGUAAAUAAUACUGCAGUAACGUUGUUUGGUUCUCUCCAUGUUUGUCUUGAAGAGCAACAUUCACCAAAGGCUUUCACAAAAAGAAAACAACCUCAUCCCCUUCUUACCCCGGGUAAUGCAGUGAAUUUGAUGAAAGGAAUGUGAUUCCAUCCCUUCAGUUUCUUGCAUCCUCUGACUGUUGGCCGUCAUGCAGGAGUUCCCCAUUGGUGACUGUUGUUCUUCUUGAAAUGGCUUUAAUAUUGGCUUCUUUGGAGCUCUCUUCAUUUUAGAUAAGCUUUGUUUUCUUUUUCUUUAAAAAGAAUGAAGUGUCCUUUAGUAUAUAUCUCAUACUAAAUGGCUUCAUCUAAUAUUGUACAUAUAAUGUACUUUUAUUUUAUGUUAUAACUAUUAUUAAAUGGUAGAUUUCAUAUUUUGUAGAAAAUACCCAAUGUACAGAAUGCAGAGGUUAUUAGCAACUGCUGACAGUUGGUAUGUGGCACAGACUUCAACACAUGUGACUAUUUACAUUUAGAAACCGUAUAGAAUUUGGAUAGUUUUUUAUCUAUUUGUAAUCCAACAUCUUCUCCGUUUUUUGUUUUUCAUCUCCAGACAUGUGUUGAGAUUCUACAUACAUGAGCUUUUUGUGUGUGCUUUUAUCCAAAUCUCCAGUGGUGUACAUCUAUCUAUAUACAGCAAAUAAAGAGAACAUGUGAGUUUUAUAUUUUCAUCCUAAAAAAAACAA
This is a messenger RNA of Dicentrarchus labrax (European seabass), 4535 nucleotides long. It is a transcript of the gene ppp2r5cb, whose product is annotated as protein phosphatase 2, regulatory subunit B', gamma b. Gene Ontology annotation, cellular component: protein phosphatase type 2A complex; nucleus; cytosol. Gene Ontology annotation, molecular function: protein phosphatase activator activity. Gene Ontology annotation, biological process: signal transduction; protein dephosphorylation. The transcript is spliced from 16 exons. Lineage: Eukaryota; Metazoa; Chordata; Actinopteri; Moronidae. The coding region runs from base 71 to 1804 and encodes 577 amino acids. The record is from RefSeq and is a predicted model, not a curated record.